GUGUUGUCAGGGGACAGUACAGACAGCACAUGUCUGUUGAUCUGUUUUUGAUGAGUCAGUGGGAGGAUGACCGUUGGCCUCUCACACAGCUCCGCUCCCUCAGGCUCCUGAAGACUCCACUCAUCCCUCAAACUCUUUUCUUAACCAGCAAAACAUCCGAGGGAUUAUUUUCUGUUACCUUAGGCCCGUUUGCACCUGACGUCUCCAUUCAGAAGGUGACUAUAGAUGGUGGUGGUGACAUUUUAACCUGGACCCAAAGCCACCAAACGCGGAGUGACGCAGACGUUGCGGUUUCCAGACUCUCCUACGUCAACGGGAGCGUCUCCUUCCAGCUCAGUUUCCUGUUGUCACACCCAAAAGUAAUCCCAGAGUUCAUAGGUGCUGGUUAUAAGACGUACAGCAUCACUUUCAUCUUCAUUCUUAACAUCUCACCCAAUAAAGAGGUGUUAUACCAUCAAGUCUCCACUGAGCAUAGCGUCGAGUACACGGCUCCAGAUUCACCCAGACUGGAGGGGAAGUGCACAGCGAGCAGCCUGCUGGUGCUGCUGCAUCACGGGGCCCAGGCCGAGCUGCAGUGGGAGCUCUACCUCGGCACCCGGAAGCUCGACUGGGAGCUGGUGGAGAUGGGCGGGUUCGUAGUGGAGGCUCAGGACGACUACUUAACUGUGGAGAUCCCUCUGUACAGCCCUGGGAUGAACUAUGAGGAGUUGACAUUGUGGAGUGUCGUUGCCGGUGUGAAUGUGUUCGUUGUGGAUGCUGAGUCUCUGGAAGUACGGGACAGCCUUCUCCUCAAAUGCACGUUUGCUGUGACAGAACUUUUAGUGUGUUUGCCAGAAGGGAGGAUGAUGGCCGUGGUCGACACCACCCACACCAUCCCCCCGACUCACCCCAACCGAACCACUCUGCUGGACCCCAGCUGUGCUCCCAUGGAGACAGACAGUGCCAGAGCUCUGUUCAACUUCAGCCUGGACUCCUGUGGGACGAUCGUCACUACUGAGGGGAAUUUCCUGGUUUAUGAAAACCAGAUCCGCUACAACCAAGAUUUUCUGCCUCUGGAUGAUCCUGUUAUACACAGAGAUUCUCCGUACAGACUGACGAUCCAGUGUCGCUACCCUGCAAACAAGAGCAGCACCCUGUCGCUCCAGUAUCCUGUGUAUUCACAUCUGGACCUUUCACCCAUGAUGCCGGUCAAUCGCACACGCAGGGAAGCAAACACAGGACAAAGAAAAUGGAGGGUGCAUUUGUAGGAUCAACAAGUGAGGAUCACAUGUUCUCAUCCUGCUGGAGUUGCAUUUAUAUUAAGUCUUUUUUUUCUUUGAAUUUUGUAUCUUCUCUCUUCAUAUAUAUA
Paralichthys olivaceus (Japanese flounder) is the source of this 1348-nucleotide messenger RNA. Lineage: Eukaryota; Metazoa; Chordata; Actinopteri; Pleuronectiformes; Paralichthyidae. The record is from RefSeq and is a predicted model, not a curated record.